Molecule: messenger RNA, 1889 nt
Organism: Cyclopterus lumpus (lumpfish)
Lineage: Eukaryota; Metazoa; Chordata; Actinopteri; Perciformes; Cyclopteridae
Gene: actmap
Product: chromosome 13 C19orf54 homolog
Exons: 8
Coding region: 521-1459 (312 amino acids)
Source: RefSeq, a predicted model, not a curated record
GCUAAAUCCCGUGACCCAUCAGAUUCGGUGACCACCACCAACGUUUUCUUUUUUAUCACAAUUUCUGUAUUUUGCAACAACUGCUGUUACCAAAUUACCAAAUCAAAAUAUUGUUUAGAAAGGACCACAUAUGUUCAUAGAUAAAAAUAGAACCUGUCGAUAACGAGGGAUUGAUAGAUUCUGAUAGCUCGGGUCACACAAUGUGGUGUCACACCAGAUCCUGUUCAGAUGAGUUGUGCGCCCUUUUAUCGCCCUUUAUAAUCGUAUUGGUUUUACUUUUACUACUUUAGGCAGGCUAUAUAUAUUUGGACACAACAAUUAACAGUGCAGCCAAUAGCAACAUUAUGCAGUGUCAUUAUCCCACACAAUAAAGCCUAUGAGCUGCACUGUAAAGGGGACGCAGUAGAGGGCGGUGUGACCCUUUACGGUGGUGCGUGAGCCCAAGAAGAAGAGUCACGCUGCCUAAUAUGACCACAGAGCGAGGAGGCUAAGAGGUUAAUUCAAAAAGAGGUCAGUAGAGAUGUCAGGGGAGUGCCCCCUGUCACCACCUCCUCCACCACCACCUCCUCCAGGUCCACCACCUCCUCCAGCCUCCUCCCCCAAGAAGAAGCUGUAUCAGACUAUAGCCAGUAGCAGAAGUCCUGUGGAGGGGAACCACACAGAGGCCCGCUUACUGCUCAGUCAGAGAGAGAGCAGUUUUAGGAAGGACCUGCAGUGGAUACUGGUGAACACAUAUGUGCCCUCCCUCAUCCAAGAUGGUCCACAGCAAGUCAAAUCCAGAAUCAUAAUCUCUCUAAUGUGCGGUCUGGUGGCUUUGUGGAUGUCCGCUCACCUUCGAAAGCCACAACUGAGUAUCGACAUGGGAACUGUUGUUCAGACGGCACUGAGCAGGGGAUACACGGCGCAGGGUGAAAUGUUUUCAGCUGACAACAUGGCCCUGCUGGCAGAGGAGGUUUGUGGCUGUGAGGCAGAACUGCUGUCGGGGGGUUUAAGUGGUAAUAACGUGGCAGCCAUCAUCACACACCUGUGGGGGAGACAGCCGGUUCUCAUCCCAUAUGAUGAGGACUACAACCAUGAGCCAUGCCAGCGGAGCGGCCACAGGGCGCACUGGGCAGUCGCUUCAGGUGUGCUCCUCGCUGUGGCUCAGGGGAGCGUGAGCAAAGAGCACACCCAGCCUGACCCCGCUCUGCCCUGGCUCGACCUCGCCGGAGACGGCAGCCCUCCUUGUCCUGUCGGCAGCACGGCAGUCAAAGAGGUUUACGUCCUGGCGAAGCAGGGCAAAAGCCUGCGCUACCAGCUGUGGAGUUUGGACAGCAUAGCUCGGAGUAACGAGCAGCUGAGGACGAUGGACCCUCAGAGAGCCAAUGACGGGACCCGGUAUGUGGUUCCUCAGGGAGGGGUGGAGGCCGGGUUGGCUGGACGGGCGGUGAUGCUCCACACAAGGAUGGAGAAGCGGUAAUAAAUGUGACGCAGGACACAGCUGUGUGGGAGAGGGCUUUAAAGUGAAUUACUGUAUGCCUACUGUUCUGGGAAUUGAGGUGACGAUAUGAGUGUCCACAUGUUCUGCAACGCUGGGGUAGCUUGAGUUUCUCUGGUUGUGUUCGGCCCUUUGCAGGCAGUGUUUAUGCAAAUUAAUUAAAUAUUGAAUUUGCACUUUUUCUGUUAGAAUUUUUUAGAUGUGGGUGAAUAUAAUUCACUAGAUAAACCCCCCAACAUGUUUUUUUGUCAUGCAGGUUUACAAUGCAACAAAUACACCACUGACUGAAUGGAAUAUAUUUAUAAUAUAAAUUGUUUAAAUUAAUGAUUUAAUACUUUGUCAUCUUGAUUCAGUGCCUACCUGUAAACGUUUUGGGAUAUUCAGUAAAAUAAAUAUUCAAAUGCUGUUAUCA